Messenger RNA from Huiozyma naganishii CBS 8797, 1335 nucleotides. RefSeq lists its product as uncharacterized. The transcript has a single exon. The coding region runs from base 1 to 1335 and encodes 444 amino acids. The record is from RefSeq and is a predicted model, not a curated record. NCBI's taxonomy places the organism in Eukaryota, Fungi, Ascomycota, Saccharomycetes, Saccharomycetales, Saccharomycetaceae.
AUGUGUGGUAAAAGAAUUGCCCUUCUUCGAACUUCUAGUAUAUGCCUCCCGAAUAUAUCCUGGUCAGCACUUUACUUAAGAGGGACAAUCCCUCUGCGCAAUUACCAUAACAACCAUGGUAAUAAAUCCCUGCCGAAGUCCAUAAACAUGAAUACCGAUCAAGAGAGAUUGGAUACGCUAUUCAAUGCUAAACUACCCAAAAAGACGGUUGUAAACCAGUUUAAGAAGAUCUUGAGAGAAAAGAACCACUCUCCGAAAUCAGUCAAAGGUGAUAAGCCUGUACAAUCUCACUUUGAUAAGUUGAGCACGACCAUAGUGGAAAAAUACGGUAGUAAAAGGGACGCCAACAAUGGAACCAGAAGUACUGGGGUCCUCUAUCAGUUGAUACUACAAAAUAGAAUCAAAGAUGACCAGUUAUAUGAAGGAAUUGUGUCAUUUGCCAGCUGUCAGACAACAAAUGUAGCUGAACCGAAUAAAGUUGAUAUACCACAGUCGAGUAAGAGGACCGGACCAAUAAAAUCCAUACCACUGGAUAUCCACAAGAGCAAGAACGUCAAUAUUGAACAAAUACUGGACAGACUUGAACGUCAAUUGCUGAAAAAGUCCCACAAAACAAAUGAACUAUAUCAGGUACUGAGUAACAUUAUAGAGGAGGCAGAUGAAUUCUCAAACAAACCUAGAGAUCAUGAUGUGGUGGAGGACAGAAACAUAAACAUACUCGCGUUAGAACGGUACCUGAAGAAGGUUGAAGAAGAGAAAGAACAAAAGCAACAUGUAAUAAGAGAGCAAGAGAAGAUUUAUAAUUGGAAUCAGUUUGCCCAAGAAAACAAACCACUAUUGGCCGGGCAGUCCGUACUCCAAAGGUAUUUUGUAAAUAGCAACCCAUUCACGAAAAUGGUAAAAGGAUGGAAUCGGUUGUUCGAUUCCUCCAAGGUCAAUACUACUGCAUCAAACGAGGAAUUCAUGAUAUACGAUAUGAAACGUGGUGAAGAAUCAUUACUAAAAAACAAAGACGGCCGUAUACCUUAUAACUUGGGCCAACGUGGGUACUUGGGUAUCGUAAACAGUUCACAUUACACCCCGGAUGAAAUUUCUGCUGUAGUUAAAAAAUACGAGAAUAACAGUUGGGUUUUAGUAGGGAAUAUUUACAACGCUAAUGAAAAGCUUGUCUUCAAGAAACUAUACGAUCCCGAAAAGAAGGGACCCGAAUCGAGGAAAGUAAAGAAUAUCGUCGUGUUCAUACUAUUGUUAUUGGUACCCGCGACCCUGUACAAGAAGAGCAUGGCGAGGGUUGAACAGCUUGAAGGUGAGAACGAUAGCAAUUCCGGGAACUAA